Molecule: messenger RNA, 1983 nt
Organism: Solanum dulcamara
Lineage: Eukaryota; Viridiplantae; Streptophyta; Magnoliopsida; Solanales; Solanaceae
Exons: 6
Coding region: 194-937 (247 amino acids)
Biological process (GO): positive regulation of DNA-templated transcription
Cellular component (GO): nucleus
Molecular function (GO): transcription coactivator activity
Source: RefSeq, a predicted model, not a curated record
AUGGGAGAGGCAAAAAUUAAACAUGAGUCUGUCUGAGGGGCAACUGCAAAAACUUGACAGAUUGUGUGCAUCUGAAAAUCAUUGCUUCAAAUGACUUUUCACAAAGGGCAAGAUCAGCAGUACCCAUAAAAAUUCCCUUAUUUCUGAAAAAUAAAAACUGAAUAAUCAGAAGAAAUUUUUUGUUUUGAGAGAGAUGGGAAGCAGGAACAGAGGAGAAGUAAAUUACAGAAAUCCAUGUUUGACAAUGCAUCAGCCAUGGGCUUCUUUGCUUGUUUAUGGUAUCAAACGCAUUGAAGGAAGAUCUUGGCCUGCACCCAUUAGAGGUCGACUUUGGAUUCAUGCUGCUAGUAAAAUCCCAGAACCUGAAACUAUCAAAGCAAUGGAGGACUUCUACAGGGAAAUCUAUGCUGUGAAUGACGUAACAGAUCUCAAGUUUCCUGAGCAUUAUCCAGUCUCAAGACUUCUAGGUUGUGUUGAAGUAGUUGGAUGUGUCACAUGUGACGAGCUAGUCAACUGGGAUCAGAUUCCCGAAGGGGUGAGGCUAGAGGGACAAACAAAGUUUUGCUGGCUUUGUGAGCAGCCACAGAAACUUAUCGUACCAUUUGAGAUGAGAGGGUUCCAAGGUGUUUAUAACUUGGAAAGAAAGAUACAUGAAGCUGCAAUCCGAGGUAUCUCUCCAGUUGCGCCCCCACUUCCAGUGAAAUUUCCCCUUCCAAAUCUGCGGGAUCCCUUUUCAUUGAAGCCAAGAUCCCUUGCUUCCUUCCCAAGUAGCUCCAGUACAUCUGAGGUAAACAACCGAUCUGAAAAUCUUGUUGCUGCAAUAGCUGGAGCUCGAGCGGCUGCCACACAGUUUUCUAAGAAUGGCAAUUCUCCGUCCAAUACAGUCGAGGUAGGAGAUGAUUCAAGGACAGGAAAUAAGUAUCGGAGGGCUCAAUGAUGAGCAAGUUGCUCGAAAAGCUUGGUCAAACAACCUCGUCCUAAGAUAGUUAGUGGCUAGUAUAUAUACCGAAUAAUUGAUAAAAAACUAUGCAGUUUUUGGAGGUCUAGUUAUUUAGUUGGGGCUUUGCUGUUAUGGUUUUAAGUUCUUUUUGCACAUCUAGACUCUCAACUGUGUCAAUUGCACAUCUAGACACCUCGUCUCAACUGCGUCAGUUGAACACUUCAACUUAGGGAGUGCACUUCAGACAAUACUUGCCCAUGCUUGUGUGUGAAUGUAAGAUACACAUCUUGUAUAUAAACUUUUAUCACUUAUCACGGUUAUAUGAUAUAUAAUCUCACUCUAAUUCGUAACUCUUAUGAUUAAAUUACUUGGCAAUUUGAUGUAAACUCUGGUUUCCGUCCUUAAACCUUAUUCUUCUCACAUCCAUAUAGUGAAUUCCUUAAUAUAAGGAAACAAAAGAUCACACAAAUUUCAUGUUCCUGUCAAGACAAGAUACUAUAAAGAAGACCACAAUGAACUUUAGUUUAACAAACACAUUGCAAAUAUGUCUUCCUCCAAAUGCUUGCUAGUCAUGUUCUUUGCACUAAUGGUCCUUACUACAUUUUCAUUUGCUGAUCAACACCACCAAAAUACCAAUAAUGAGCUUGGUUCUGCCACUAAUCAGCCAAACAAGAAAGCUUACAUAGCCAUGGAACCAGAUCCUGAUCACAAGUAUGAGUCCAACUGGAAUUCAUUCAUAAAACAUAAGAUCCUGAACACAUGAAGAGGAUGGUGGAUCAAUGAUGAUAGACUUUGAGUCAUCUUAAUCAUGUUAUGGUAAUACUUGUAUGGUUAAAUAAAAUGCAUUUUUGGUCCUAAAAAAUGACCAAAUUGUUGUAAUGAAAAAUAAUAUUUGAAAAGCUAAUGUUUUUAUACUUUUAUCUGAAUAAUCAUUUGUCAAGACUCUUUGGCGUAAGUUCCUUAGUUUGAACAUGACAUUAGUCCAUGUUGCUAUUUCUGUAUCCAGAGAGGAGAACGUUCAGUGGAAUAAUUUUUUAAAUGUA